Exophiala mesophila is the source of this 926-nucleotide messenger RNA. RefSeq lists its product as uncharacterized. Gene Ontology annotation, cellular component: elongin complex. The record is from RefSeq and is a predicted model, not a curated record. The transcript is spliced from 2 exons. Gene Ontology annotation, molecular function: protein-macromolecule adaptor activity. Lineage: Eukaryota; Fungi; Ascomycota; Eurotiomycetes; Chaetothyriales; Herpotrichiellaceae. Gene Ontology annotation, biological process: ubiquitin-dependent protein catabolic process. The coding region runs from base 79 to 399 and encodes 106 amino acids.
UGUCUUCUAACCCUACCGUUUUUCUUUCCAACAUCUUCCUUCUACAGUGUUACGGAACGUGUCAUCUUCUCUUCGACCAUGGCUGCCAACGGGGUCACCGCAGCUCCAUCUCCGUUCGUCACCCUUGUCUCCUCCGAUGGAUUUGAGUUCCAUGUUCGCCGAUCUGCUGCCUGCGUUUCAGCCACGAUUCGUCGAAUGCUAGAUUUGCAGAGCAACUUCAGUGAAGCCCAGACCGGAGUUUGUCACCUGGAGAACAUUAAUGGCAUUGUCCUCGAAAAAGUCGUCGAAUACUUUUACUACAACGAGAAAUACCGCGAUAGUGUCGGUGUCCCAGACAUGGAUAUUCCUUCAGAGCUUUGCCUGGAACUGCUCAUGGCUGCUGAUUAUCUCAUAACUUGAGAUGUUUGGCAGACCACCCUUGCACUCCACAAGUGCUUUACGAAGUCCCAACAUCCCAUCACCGUGGUCACCCUCGGAUGAUGAUAUCAGACGACAUUCUCAGAAUUAGCGGGACAUACUCUGCAGUAUUCGCCGAACCAUACACGCCCAGAGUAUCGUGUCACACAAAGGCCAUCCAGUCGCCACGGCAAUCGCACCACAUACUGCAUUAUCAGCCUCGUAUCAAUUGAUCGAGCGCCGAACUUACAUACACGCAGAAGAAAUCCGACCAGCAUACAAUCAUUGCUUAAGGACAGGCGACGGUAUUUCUCCCUGGAGGAAGGGACCUGCGAGGCAUGGACAAGUGUCUACGUGGCAGGAUAUCCUCAACCUAAUUCAGAUGGUUAAUGCAGAACAAGGCAUGAUGUGAGCUUUGUCUAUGUCUCAGGUUCAGCCAGAGCUGUUUCGUCUACGGCUACUGAGAUACAUGUGUGUCCUCGAACCUGGGAUGUACGCUCAGGAAGAUCCUAUACCAAAAAGGUCAGCGU